ACUGGAUCUAGGUUAUACGUUUGACGUUUGUGUUAUGUAUACAUAUUUACUAUAUUUACGCAUACGUAACAGAUGUGUAACAGGUAGGGGGCAGGGUUCAAAGUGCAAGUCCAUUGGUUUUUAGCAUGUUAUAUAUUUUGUGAUACCUACUCAGUUUCAUAUAGUCCAAAGUGUAAAUUUCGUUAUAAAAAGAUCUUCAUCGUGUAAAAAUAUAUUAUUCUUAUUAAUCUUACCCCAACCUUUGUCAAAUUGCUACAGGUUUAUUUUAAAAAUGUUGUGUAUAUCUAGAGUUUGUGUUCAAAGUCGAAUUGUACCUAAAAAUGCUAUUUUGGCAAGGAGUUUGCAUAUCACUACACCUAAAUUUAAGACUGUACAAAAUACAGAAAAGACAGCAACGACAAGAACUACGGAAGAUUAUUCUUUCGUUAUGAACGUAUUUAGGGGGCAAAUAGAAGCAAAACAGGUCUUUCCAUUUCCGAAUGUUCUCAAUGAAGAGCAAAGAGAAACUCUUCAAAUGUUAGUUGACCCAGUUCAAAAAUUUUUUGAGGAAAUAAAUGAUCCUGCCAAAAAUGAUGCAGAAGAAAAAGUUGAAGAAAAAUCUUUAAAUGCUUUGUGGGAAUUAGGUGCCUUUGCUCUGCAAGUUCCUCAGGAUUUAGGAGGGCUUGGAUUAACCAACACACAAUAUGCUAGACUAGUUGAAAUUGUAGGAGCACAUGAUUUAGGAGUUGGAAUUACAUUAGGUGCACAUCAAUCUAUUGGUUUUAAAGGUAUAUUAUUAUUUGGAACGCCUGAACAAAAGGAAAAGUAUUUGCCAAGAGUGUGCUCAAGGGAAUUCGCUGCUUUUUGCUUAACAGAGCCCUCAUCUGGGUCUGAUGCAGGUUCGAUUAAAACUCGUGCAGAUCUGUCUCCAGAUGGCAAGCACUAUAUACUUAACGGGUCAAAAAUAUGGAUCAGUAAUGGUGGACUUGCAGAAAUUAUGACAGUAUUUGCCCAAACUCCAGUUACGGACAAAAAAACUGGAAAAACUGUUGAUAAAGUUUCCGCUUUCAUCGUUGAAAGAUCAUUUGGAGGAAUAACGAAUGGACCUCCAGAGAAAAAGAUGGGUAUCAAAUGUUCUAAUACAGCGGAGGUAUAUUACGAUAAUGUAAAAGUACCAGUUGAAAACUUACUGGGAGAACUUGGUAGUGGAUUCAAAGUGGCGAUGAAUAUCUUAAAUAACGGAAGGUUUGGAAUGGCAGCUGCUUUAUCGGGCACAAUGAAGGCUUGCAUAAAGAAAGCCACGGAAUUUGCUACACAGAGGAAGCAGUUUGGUCAAAGAAUCGACAAUUUCGGAACAAUUCAGGAAAAAAUUGCUCGAAUGGCUAUGUUGCAAUAUGUCACAGAAUCAAUGGCUUAUAUGAUAUCUGGUAAUAUGGAUAGCGGUUCCCAACAUUAUCAUUUAGAAGCAGCUAUAUCUAAAUGUUUUGCCUCGGAAGCUGCUUGGUUCGUGUGUGACGAGGCGAUUCAAAUUAUGGGAGGCAUGGGAUACAUGAAGGAAACUGGAUUAGAGAGAGUCAUGAGAGAUCUGAGAAUAUUUAGGAUAUUCGAAGGGACCAAUGAUAUAUUAAGACUUUUUGUAGCAUUAACAGGUAUUCAAUAUGCUGGAGCACACCUAAAGGAACUUCAGAUGGCUUUUAAAAACCCAACGGCUCAUUUGGGAUUGAUUUUUGAAGAAGCGUCCAAGAGGGUUGUGAGGAAAGUCGGUUUGAGUUCGCCGCCUUCAAUGGAACAUCUAGUACAUAAAGAUCUGACCAAUGAAGCCAAUUUGCUGGCAAAGAGCAUUGACUCCUUUGGACAAGCCGUGGAAAUGGUUUUAAUAAAAUACGGUAAAAGUAUCGUGAAUGAACAGUUUAUCCUUAACAGACUAGCCAAUGCAACUUUCGACAUAUAUUCUAGCGCGGUCGUACUGUCUAGAGCUAGUCAAUCUCUCAUGGAAAACAGUAGUUCAGCCUCACACGAGAGAUUACUUGCUGAAACGUGGACUUCAGAAGCAACUGAUAGGGUGGCACUUAACUUAAAAGCUAUAUCGUCAGGGCGAUGUUUGGAUAAUUUCUCAAAAAUGAGUUCUAUAUCCAAAAAUAUAUCUGUAGCAGAGGGAAUUGUACAAGUAAAUCCAUUAAAAUUAUAAAAAAUAUUUAUACUAUAAUGUAAUUGUGUUUAUUUAUG
This is a messenger RNA of Anoplophora glabripennis (Asian longhorned beetle), 2205 nucleotides long. It is a transcript of the gene Acadvl, whose product is annotated as very long-chain specific acyl-CoA dehydrogenase, mitochondrial. Gene Ontology annotation, molecular function: flavin adenine dinucleotide binding; fatty-acyl-CoA binding; very-long-chain fatty acyl-CoA dehydrogenase activity. The transcript has 10 exons. NCBI's taxonomy places the organism in Eukaryota, Metazoa, Arthropoda, Insecta, Coleoptera, Cerambycidae. Bases 272 to 2167 code for a protein of 631 amino acids. The record is from RefSeq and is a predicted model, not a curated record.